This is a messenger RNA of Hermetia illucens (black soldier fly), 7276 nucleotides long. It is a transcript of the gene Wdr81, whose product is annotated as WD repeat-containing protein 81. The coding region runs from base 315 to 6563 and encodes 2082 amino acids. The transcript has 6 exons. NCBI's taxonomy places the organism in Eukaryota, Metazoa, Arthropoda, Insecta, Diptera, Stratiomyidae. The record is from RefSeq and is a predicted model, not a curated record. Gene Ontology annotation, cellular component: mitochondrion. Gene Ontology annotation, molecular function: protein binding; phosphatidylinositol 3-kinase regulator activity. Gene Ontology annotation, biological process: aggrephagy.
GUGAAAAUCAGCUGACGGCUUUUCUGUGUACAUACGUAAAUAAAGAAAUUGAUUUGUUCUCCGCCGCCAUGAAAAUUUGUAUUCCGAUUUGCACGCGGUCGAAGCGCUCGAACUUGCCUCUAAAUUAUUCUCAUUGAUUAAUAGUAUAAGCGUCGUGAUAAUGUUGAAAGGAAAUCCGAGUAAAGUUGGUUCUCGGCUCGCGAUUUGACACUAACCAUUAACCCCGCGAAUGAACGGGAACAAAAGAAUAGUUUACUAUUUGUUUACAAACAUUAGAGUAAUUUCCGCAAAAGCUGCCUCUGUGCUCUGUGAAAAUGGAAUCAGUGUGUGAAGACCUGGGCAUCCCCAAACAACAUGUGCAGAAGGUCACUGGGAGCCCCGACAGGUUCUUGGUCGUCGUCGACAAGGGCUGGCUCAGGUGCCUCGACGAGCAAAAGAAACUACAAGAGUUCCCCGUGUACUCGGGUCUCGACCAAAGAGUGCAAUCCUACCUCGGCCAUCCAUGGACUAAAGUGUAUUUUCAAAUAUUUAAAAAAUUCAACCACAAAGUCAUCCCAUUGCCCCGAAACCGAUUGGAAGCAGAUCACGAGCUCCCACUAACUUUCGCACAAAUUCUCACAUUCGUUUCCACCAAAAACUAUCAGCAUCUUUGGAAGACGGCAUGGGGAAAGUACACCAACUCGCACAGUAGACUGAAUAAGCAAAAUGCCGGGGCAAGCAGGCCGAAUGGCUCCGCAUUCGACUUGAUCCCUUACGACAUCGUACUCAAGGAACUCAUUCAAAAGAUGUUCGGGUGCUGCAUAAUCCACGCGAAAUUAGAUCGCAUCAAAUCCCCCGUCGAUCAGCAGUUCGUCGCCUAUCACGCGGACGUGCACGCCAACUGCCUUCCCGCUCUGAUUGCCAUCGAAACGUCGAGUCAUAUCUCUGUAAUUUUCUAUCCGCCCACCAUUGAGACUUCACUACACGACUGCAUCACGUUCAGUCCAGCGGUUCUGGGCAAAUCACACAACAAGACGCUGUUCAUCAUUUACCAAAUCUUGCAAUUCACUAAGUACCUGCACGACAACGGAAUGCUGAUUGGGGACCUUUCCCUGCAUGAUAUUUACUUUAAAGAGAAUCUCUGGCUCCAAAUAGUUCCCAAUCUUGAAUCGAACAUUAGCCGCUUGGAUGCCGACGAUACCCCGACAGAUCCCACAGACGAGUUUACAGAAAGCGCGAAAUUUGAUUUAAGAUUCGCGUACGACUUGCAGCAAUUUUCCUUGAGGGAAUAUUGCGAAAUGUGGUGCAAUGGGCAACUGUCCAACUUUGAUUACUUAACGAUUCUUAAUAAUAUGACAGGGCGAAGGAUAGGCAGCCCAGAGUAUCACCACAUUAUGCCGUGGGUCACCGACUUUGCAAGUCGCAACGGGCAAAACUGGCGCGAUCUGAGCAAGUCUAAAUACCGCAUCAACAAGGGAGAUCCGCAUCUGGACUUCAUGUUCACUCCGACUACUGGCAAUGAGGUUCCCCAUCACGUUUCCGACUUUCUUUCCGAAAUUACGUAUUUUGUGUAUAUGGCGCGCAGAACCCCGCAACAUGUUCUAUGUCAACACGUACGGCCAAUAUGGGUCCCCGCUGAAUACCCCGCGUCUAUCCAGCGGCUGCAAGAGUGGACUCCGGAUGAAUGCAUUCCUGAAUUCUUCUCCGAUCCAAUGGUUUUUAAGAGCAUUCAUGAGGAUUUGCCUGAUCUGGAGCUACCUACAUGGGCCACUUGCCCAGAAGAUUUUAUUGCAAAGCAUCGAGAAGCGUUGGAAAGUCAACAUGUCUCAGAGAGGCUGCAUCACUGGAUUGAUUUGAAUUUUGGAUACAAACUUACUGGACAAGCAGCUGUCAAAUCUAAAAACGUUUGCCUGCCUCUAGUCGAUAACCAUAAAAAUCUAAGCAAAAGAGGAAUCGUCCAACUUUUCACUCAACCGCAUCCACCAAAGCGCACUCAUUCGAUAUGGUUUAGCCGCACACCACCACGAUUAUCCUCAACGACCACCGACCAAUCCAGGCGUAGAAUGACACGUAGCUCAGAAGAUCUGUCGGCAACAAGAAGUUCUUCUAGAAAUUACCAGGACAAUGAAUACCACUCAUCACCCGGACGGAAAUAUAACACAAGCCCAAAGCAAGUACACAGACGAACUACAAAUCAAAAUAUUCCCGAGGGCGAGGUGCUUACAGGAAUGAAUAUAGAACGGUCAACAAGCUAUCAUUCAAAUGUACAACAGCAACGAUCUCCUCACACAAUCGUUUUACCAAAAGAUUACAAUCCCAGUGCUCAAAUCACUCUUUUGGAAAAUAUGGAGACAUUCAUUGCAAAAACAUUUCUAAGCCAAAAAUCCACUAUUAGUCCGACAGCCGAAAAGCUUGCAGUUAAUGACUUGAUGUUUGAAGAGUCCUCAGAGAAUUCGUAUACCAAUCGGAUUUUCUCAGAAGUCUACGAAGCUGGUUUAAUGAAAGAUGAAAAACGCUUACACAAUUUGCGCCACAAGAAUCUCAUUGUACAAAACUCAACUAGAAAUUUCAAACUGAUAGUUUCGGAAAAACGGAAAUGCGAACUGCAAGUAUUGGGAUGUCUUAUUGUUGAAUUGUUUUUACUGGAUAAAGUUCGCCCCCUGACAGGAGACACGAGCGGCCACCGCCUAAAUUUCGAAAGUCGCCUGGCAGCAUGUCAGAAUGUUGCUAGGGCUUACAUGGACGAGAUUCCAAAAUGUGUUCAAUAUGCAGUGAAGUUAUUUUUGAAGCUUGAUAGUCCAGCAGUCUUACAGACAGGAAUUACUGAUUUGGGUUUUCCAGCACCAUCUGCCCAUCAAAUUUUACAACCGAUUUUUAGCAAUUCAAUCAUACCUUUCCCUAUAAGCUAUUACAGAAUCUAUGCGCUAGUGACAUGUCUGCAAAACUUUGACUUCACAUCUCAUUUAUUAGCAUUGAAUACUUAUUUCCAUUGCGAUGGAUCAAAAUGCUCACAAUUCAAUGAUUUGGACCGAAAACGAGUUGUUUUCUCGCGAAAAAUUGCGGAAUGUAAAGUAAAAGCCAGUUGCUUGCACAUUGAGGGUCUUUUAGAUCCUAUCGCUUAUGAACAGUUCAAUCCAAUUGAAUUAAUCUUGCCACAUGUCAUAGAUAUGCUUCGAACGGAAGAUACAUCAAUACUGACUGCAUGGUAUCUGUUCGACUCAGUAGCAGCCGCCCUAGGUAUCCGAGAGACACAAAAGCAUUUACUUGACCCAAUGCUGCGAUUGUAUAGUUCAGAGAAUGAUGAAAGGACGCAAUUUUUGACAAGACGAAACUUUGAUUCAUCAAUGCGUUUUACCAUGAGCUCAACGUUUAAAAGUCGCAAAUCUGUAAAACUUUACCACCACAGUUUCCUGUUGCGCUUAAUUGUUCGGUUUGGACUGAAAUGUUUCUUGGAUAAUUUUGUUUCGGCUUUAAUCGAAGCCGUAGGAGGCUAUAAAGAACCAGAGGAAAGUACAGGUUUUCACUUUCACGGAAGCAACCUCAGCCAGUACUCUGAAUACCGACGUUCAUCAAGAUCUAAAAAUUUUAGGAUUUGUUGCAAUGAAGAGUCAGAUAAUUCUCUGACUCUAAUGUCGCCUGAUCAUUCUGAUCUCAAAUCGGAUAAUACACCAUCCCUAGAUCAAACAAUGCGACAAGAAAUUGACGAGCUAUUUACAUUCGAGGCGGAUGAGAAUACAUUGUCAGAAAAGCAAAAAGAAUUUGAAAUGAACAGGUCAAUGGAAUCACUAGAAUUGCGUUUGAAUCAUUCCACUGCCGAAGAAGCUACAGAAGAAGGAGCUGAAAACGGCUUUACACCUGAAAAGCUGGCAAUUCAUGAUAUCAUAUAUGCAGGCAGCAAACUCUCAAACAAUUCCUUCGAUGAUGACAAAAUCUCAGUGAAUAGCAGCCAAGCAUCAGUUGACAGUCCACAAAAAACGACAGAGACCAUGCCAAAUACUGACCCCAAAUCUCCAACGAUACCGAUACCAUCUUCAUUCCGUCGUGGUUACGAAUUCAACACAAUUGACUGCGAAAUUGGAAGUAAGAAAAGUAUAGACUCAUUCGAUUUCCUAGCACAAUGUGAAAACCGAAAUCAAAACUUGGAAUCUCAAAUCGACCAGGGCGACAAACCUGAUGAAGAUGAUAACUCCAUACAGGCUACAACUACAUCUUGUCUAUCCGCUCAGGGGACAACCACCUCAAAAAUUAUGGAAAUGAGAAAUGCUCGAAAUAAUCGAAUCUCAGAAAUGAGUAUGGAAAGCCUGAUUUGGUUGUCUCAUCGUCUUGGGCCGGUGCUAACAGCACGAUAUCUCUCACGGAAUUUGCUGAAAAUGUUAACUUUGUGUUAUAUUGGCCAAGAGAAUUUGUUACCAGCUUCACCAGAAGAAAUAGAAUUAGAAAAGAAAGGUGCAGUGAGAGAGGAUAAAACACUGGAUUUGUUUUCCGUGGCCGAUUCAAUUGUUGUGGGAGACUAUAACGCUGUAAGAGUGUUGGAGUGCCUUAUUGCAAUUGCGGGCUUAUUCGGUGAGCAAUUUAUUUUACUGCAAUACUUUCCACAUGUCAGCGAAUUGAUAGCUUUAUGCAAAAGGCGCAUUACUUCAAGCCUAGAAGGAGCACUUAUAAGUUCACUACAGCUUGUUAAAUGUAUUGUUCCUUGCUUGCUGGAUACUACAAUUAUGGACCAAUUGCAAGAUGUCUUACUCGGCGGAAUUAUUCAUCCGAUCAUCAGACUUCUUGGUUCCAGUCAAUUAACAAUGCCCAGCGGUUACCUAGGCCGAAAUGUACUUGCACGAAAACUAGUAGACACAGUUUACGCUCUAUCUAUUCGAAUUGGUCCAGAAAUGUCUAAAGAACACCUAUGCGUGCCAGCGUUGCAACGCUACUUUUUAAUAUUUGAUAAAGCCUACGGAAUCCAGGAGAACUUCGACAAAAAACGUAAGGAUGAACCUACUGCCCGCAAUGUUUCACAAUCAACUACAUCUUUGGAUGACUCAAACUACAUUGAAAUACGCCGAGAUGGUGGAGUUAAAGAAUGGAACAUUCGCGGUUCAAGGAUUCAGCAAGUAAAAGCACGCCAUGAGCCAAGCCCUAACGGAAGUAUAACUCCACCUCCGUGUGAUGUGGGUGCCGAUGAUAUGGAAUUGCACUUACGCGAACGCGGGCUUGAUGAAAUUAGAGAUGUGUUCACACCUAGUCUUGCUCAUUGCUCCUUUUUGGCCUUCCUACAAUUUCUAGGAGAUGCAAUCAUGUCAAAAACAAUAUUAAAUACGAACUUAAUAUUGACCUUAUGUCACGAAUUUGAACAGCCCGAAUACUGCCCUACUUCAAGUCUUGAAAGGAACAAACGAUCAACAUUAGGACUGCAGUCCACACUGUCUGCAUCAGGAGCAGCUAAUGAUGACGCGAACAUUUCAUCAAAUAGUUUUGGAUCUGCUGUAAUUGGAAAUCGUAUUGAAAUCACUCGUCCUCAACCUAAACAAGAUGCAAUUGGCCCGAUGGAGGUUUUGGACAUGGUUGCUUAUAAAAUGGAACAAAUGAAUACCUCCCGCCAUCUCCGAGGAAAUUGGCUUGCUUAUUGGGAACAUGAAAUCGGACGCCCUGACAAAGAUUUUCAUUUGAAUUUAAAGCAAAUUAAAUUGCAAACUUUUGCAGGUCACACAAAUAGUGUUCGUUCAAUUUUAUCUUUAGAUAAUGAGAAUAGUUUUAUGUCAGGCUCAAAAGAUAAAACUGUUAAAUUAUGGUCACUUCGAAGCGAAGGAGAUGGCACCAAAGUAACGUCAAGUCAAUUCACAUAUUCCAAUCACAAGAAAUCUGUUCAUAGUUUAGCAUUCUUGGAGUCGAUGAGAUACGUAGUAUCUUGUGACUCUGGUGUUCAUAUAUGGGAUCCGUUUAUUGGACGCGCUCUCGGCGUUUUGGAUUCUCACACCAAAUACAGCCCUGUGAGUGUAGUACGUACGUAUCCGUCACCAAGUCCCCUAAUUUUAGCCGGCACUGCGGAAUCUACUGUGAAAAUUAUUGAUGCAAGGACCUUUAACUAUGUUAACGAAUGGAAGGUGACAUCCACACAAAACAAUACCGUACGAUGUUUGGCAUGUUCACCUUCAGGACAUUGGGUUGCUGUUGGCUUAGCAUCGGGAACAAUCAUCAUAUUAGACGGUCGAACUGGAUUAAUAUUGAACACAUGGAAAGCAACUGACGGUGAACUGCUUCAAUUGGUUGCACCAAAUGAUCAUCAAAUUAUCAGUUCAAGCCUGGACCACAGCAUAUCGGUGUGGAAUAUAACAGAAUCAAAUCUGCAAUUUCAAUUAAGACAACCACCGGAACCAGCUCAUUGCUUACAGACCAGCAGCAAUGAAUUAAUAUUUGCGACACCUGCAAAUCGUAUUGGUGUUUAUUCAAACCUCUCAUCCUCAGAUGGUACGUACUCCAUCACAAAACUUCGAUCGGAAUCGCUGCGCGGUGUCUUGACUAGUCUAGCUGUAUUGCCAUUAAAUCGGAUGAUCUUAGCCGGAAAUGAUAGCGGAAAUAUCGUUUUAUUAUGUUAAUGUGACAUAAUGAAACGCAGUAGAAUUUCCUCGAAAUGCAGGUUGACUAAAAUUAAUGGAAGACAAUGGGGAUGUAAUGAGACCAAUCAUAGUAAAUACAAUACUUACUCUGUCUUGAAGACAACAGCAUCCAGGAUCCUAAAUUAAUAUUUAUUUUUAAACUGACAUUUUAAAAUUAGAAGUCAUAAGUCUUAGACGAAACAAUUUUUAAAAAUCUUACAGAACACUCCUGAAUCAGCUUGAUUGCACUCGAAUUUUUGUCAGUUACGGCUAUUUCAAAAUACUGCCUAAUUUUGUUAAAUUAAAUUUUUUAUAUCGAUAUGAUGCUGGUUUAAACUGUUCUUGAAAAUUGCACCAGGUACAUGUUCAUUUCAAGGCAAAGUUCAUACGCACACUUAGCAAAAACCGCGACGCCAGAAACCUCUAGAUUGCAAUCGAUUUUCAAUAAUUCUUUUCUUAUAAUUUGUGAUAAAAGUGAUAUUAUAUUCUCGUUUUGAUUUUAUAUUAUUUUACGUAUUUUUUUUUUCUUUUUAAUUAAGUGGCACUAAAAUUCAUCUCAUUUUACUUAUACGAAAGUUAUCCAAGUAUCCCAAAAAUGAAGUAAAAAUAAUGCCAAAAACAUUCCUUUUAAAGAAAACCGUAUGAGACAAUUUGUUAUGUAGUCUUAUGAAUGUUGACGCGAAAAAAAUAAUAUUAAAUAAGUUAAAUAGAAU